CCCCGGAAGAGGCCGGAACUGUUGCCUGAGGUUGCUGAGGCGCGGAAGCUAACUUGCUAAGCCGCUAGCCGAGUAAAGCCCAGGCCGCUAACCGAAUGUCUCAUCUCGGUUCUGGGUGCAAAGGGUUUCACUGUGGCCGCCAUGAGUUCGCCGCUGUGAACAUUUUCCGCGGAUUCCACACCGAUCAUUCGUCAAGACUUCCGCUUUUCCGACCGCCAAAUAAGGCAGGUUUAAAACUCAACAACAACAACAUCUUUUUGUUUAGCUAGCCUGUUAGCCCGGUUGACGAGUCUGGUUGUUCUUAUUUAAACAAACGACUUGUUGUCAGGGUCACAACAACUAGUGAAGUCGAGUCGUAGUCGUGAGUAAAUAGUCGCGGAGUCGCGUGCCUGCCAUCACAGACCUCCCGAUCAUGGCGGACAAAUCUUAUACACCGCGCGCGCGUCGUGCCUGAAUAUUUAUUUAUUUAUUUAUUUAUUUAUUUAUUUUCGAUUUUCGAUUUAAAAAAAAAAAAACCUCUACUCAUUCUUCUUCAUUCGACUUUUUGGAUAAUUUUUUUUUUAAAGUCAUAACGUAAACUGUACAUGUAAAAAAAUGGGUCAAAAGGAAAAAGAAAACCAACCGAAGAACUGCAAGAAGAAGAAGAAGAAGUUGUUGCUGACAGAAGAGCAAAAAGAAAGAAAACGAGAGCAGGAGAAGAGGCGAUGGGAGACGGUCAAGUCCAGCUUGUCAGAGGAAGAUCGAGAGAACAAGAGAGAAAGAGAGAGAGAAAGAAGGAGAAACUCGAGUUUAUCAGAGGAGAAAAGAGCACGCAAGCGAGAGAAAGAGAGAGAGAGAAGAAGGAACAUGUCAGAAGAGGAGAAGAAGAGAAGGCGAGACAAGGAGAAGGAACGACGAAGGAACAUGUCAGAAGAGGAGAGAGAGAGGAGGCGAGAAAAGGACAGGGAAAGAUGGAGAAACAUGUCAGAGGAAGAAAGGGAGAGAAGGCGAGUCACGAAAAGAGAGCGAGAAAGAAGGAGAAGCCAGUGUGGCGUGGUGAGUGCAGCUAACUGUUGUCUCCUCAAGCAAACAGCUGCUGAUAAUUUUGGACAGGAAGACGAUGGACCACAAAAAAGGAGAAAAGAAACCUGCACGACGACGAGCGAACAACUGCGGACAGAAAGACUUUCUUCAGCGUCAGGAUCUUCUCAGCUCUUCUCUGGAGCCAGUAAACAUGGCAGAACCUCCAUUUUGUCCUCCUUCGGUUCCAGCAAUAGAAAUUCAUCAUCUUCAUCCAAAAUUAAUGUGGACCUGGACAGCAGCACUGGGAUUGCUGUGGUGAAGUUCCAGAACCCACCGGUGAACAGCAUGAGUCUGGACUUUCUGACCGAGUUCUCCAUCAGUUUAGAGAAACUGGAGCUGGAUAAGAGCUGCAGAGGAGUGAUUUUCACCUCGGCUCAGCCGAAGGUUUUCUCCGCGGGCCUGGACAUCUUAGAGAUGUACGGUAAGAAUCCGGAGCACUACGCUGAGUUCUGGAAGUCCGUCCAGGACAUGUGGCUCAAACUUUACGGCUACAGAAAGAUCACCAUCGCUGCCAUCAACGGUUCCAGUCCCGCAGGUGGGUGUCUGUUAUCCUUGUCAUGUGACUACAGGAUCAUGGCGGCCGAUCCUCACUACAGAAUCGGCCUCAACGAGACGCAGCUCGGCAUCGUCGCCCCCUUCUGGUUUAAGGACACGAUGGUGAACACAGUGGGUCACAGAACCACAGAGCUUUCUCUCCAGUUCGGUCUGAUGUACAGUCCUUCUGAUGCCCUGAAGAUCGGCCUGGUGGACCAGCUGGUUCCUGAGGAGAACCUUAUCAGCACAGCCACUGAAACCAUGACCAAGUGGUUUGCUGUUCCAGAUCACGCCCGUGAGAUCAGCAAAUCCAUGAUGAGGAAGCCGACGCUGGACCGACUGCUGGCCAGCCGAGAAGCUGAUACUAAAAACUUUGUGAACUUCAUCAGUAAAGACUCGAUCCAGAAGUCUCUGGGGCUGUACCUGACCAUGCUGAAGCAGAGGAAGGCGUGAACGCGGGACUGACUCUCACCUCCGUGCCUCCUGUUCUGUCUCUUUCUCUCUUCAGUGUUGGGGCUGGAUCACCUCCUUCAGUUUUCCCUGCAGUUCUGUUCUUGGAUUUGUUUGUAAAUUAAACAUCCACUGAUGUCCGAU
Molecule: messenger RNA, 2190 nt
Organism: Neoarius graeffei (lesser salmon catfish)
Lineage: Eukaryota; Metazoa; Chordata; Actinopteri; Siluriformes; Ariidae
Product: enoyl-CoA delta isomerase 1, mitochondrial-like
Exons: 7
Coding region: 595-2049 (484 amino acids)
Biological process (GO): fatty acid beta-oxidation
Cellular component (GO): mitochondrion
Molecular function (GO): enoyl-CoA hydratase activity
Source: RefSeq, a predicted model, not a curated record